AUGGCUCCUGAGCUGAGAAAACGCAAGGCGCCGGUUCCUGCUCCAGUGGCAGAGCCAAAGGCGAAGAGAGGAGCCAAAGCCGGCGCCAAAGCUGAGCCCAAGAAGGCCGCGCCCAAGGGAGAGAAGAAGGCCGCCGCCGCUGCUGCUGCUCCUGCUGCUGAGCCUGAGAAGGUCGACAAGAAGGAGGAGAAGAAAGAAGAGAAGAAAGAGGAGAAGAAGGAAGAGGAAAAAGAAGAGAAGAAGGAGGAAAAGAAAGAAGCAAAGGGCGAAGAAGCUGAGGAUAAGCCUGCCAGCCGCGUUCCUGAAGAAGGCGACGUCCUCGACCUCAGCCUGUUCGAGGACGAGAUCGAGCUCAACGACGGCACAAAGACAUCGUUCAAGAAGCUGCUGGAAGAGAGCAAAGAGGGCGUCGCCGUGUUUACCUAUCCCAAGGCCUCGACUCCUGGCUGCACCAGACAGGCAUGCGCCUUUAGAGACGACUACACCAACCUGACCUCGACUGGACUCUCGAUCUUUGGACUCUCUGGCGACUCUCCUAAGGCUAACACGACUUUCCAGACCAAGCAGAAGCUGCCCUACCCGCUUCUGUGUGAUCCAUCCUUCAAGCUCAUCGGCGCCUUUGGCCUGAAGAAGACGCCCAAGGGCACCGUCCGUGGCGUCUUUGCCGUCAACAAGGAAGGAAAAGUGCUUCUGCGCACCCCAGGAGGACCAGAGAAGACGCUCAGCCUGGUCCAGGACCUGGUCAAGGGGAAGUAA
Nannizzia gypsea CBS 118893 is the source of this 756-nucleotide messenger RNA. Its product is annotated as peroxiredoxin DOT5. The record is from RefSeq and is a predicted model, not a curated record. Bases 1 to 756 code for a protein of 251 amino acids. Lineage: Eukaryota; Fungi; Ascomycota; Eurotiomycetes; Onygenales; Arthrodermataceae. Gene Ontology annotation, cellular component: cytoplasm. The transcript is spliced from 2 exons. Gene Ontology annotation, biological process: cellular response to oxidative stress; cell redox homeostasis. Gene Ontology annotation, molecular function: thioredoxin peroxidase activity.